ACGAUAAAUUGAAAUCUGAGGCUUUCAAUGAUUUCUUUGUCAAUAUCGGGGCAAAACUUGCAGCUGAAAUUGAAGAUAAUUCCCUCAACACAAAUUCUUUUGCUCGCGGAGAUUCUAGGCCUACUACCGACUCCAAUCUUUUUUUCAAAAUUUCUGAAAUUAACGAGGACGAAGUAAUAUAUCAAUUGCGUAGUCUCAAAAUUUCAAAAUCCACAGGAAUAGAUAACAUCCCUGCUAAAGCCCUUAAAAUAUCCGCGGACAUUGUUGGUCCGCCAUUAACUUGGAUAUUCAACCUUUCGAUCAAAAAGGAGAAUAUGUGGAUGAAUGGAAAAAAGCCUGGGUUACACCCAUUUAUAAAUCUGAUGACAGGUUGA
Molecule: messenger RNA, 374 nt
Organism: Paramuricea clavata
Lineage: Eukaryota; Metazoa; Cnidaria; Anthozoa; Malacalcyonacea; Plexauridae
Source: the annotation of a GenBank genome assembly